AUGUCUUCGGAAUUCAACUUCAGUCGAAGAGAUGCUGUAUUAUUCACUCAGCCCUCAAAGAUUGAAGUAUUCGCCUUCGCCUACAAUCCCUUAUUGUGGACUCCAAAGGCUCCGGUCUCCGAAUCCACAGGGCCAUGGAUGAUGGCAGGACAUGCGGUAGCGGUAACGGCAGCUGCCGUGAUAUCUGAUCCCGCCGGGGCAAAUUCCUCUCGAAGGCUGUCGUUACUAACGAGACACAUCUUUUCUGUUCCAGAUGCCCCACUGCUCAAGAACCGGCGGAGUUUUGUGCUGACUUUCGACAUCAACAUAGGAAAAAACUCGGUCUCCGAUUCGCCUGGGGGCGAGUCGAGUGGCUAUUACAUCCAGUACGGUACUGAGAUCUCGCAUUCCAACGUACGGAUGCCGGGAGCGUUUCAUGCUCAGGCUCGGGCUCAGGAGCGGUAUCAUACUAUACAUGUGGUCGUCGUCGGGACUCGGGAAGCAAGUGGGCGCGCGCGCGCGAGACCGAUGUGGACUGAGCUCGCUUUCUCGGCCGAGCUCUCCGGCGAUUCGCGAAACGGCGGAUGCGGACGAAAAGUUCAAAUCUGCGCUGGCCUGGCGAGCGCAACUGUGAUGGCCGUCAUGGUGGAGGUGGCGUUGUGGCUUGUGGAGGAACAGAGAUUCAGAGAAGACCGUGCAGACUAG
Tricharina praecox is the source of this 684-nucleotide messenger RNA. RefSeq lists its product as uncharacterized. Bases 1 to 684 code for a protein of 227 amino acids. NCBI's taxonomy places the organism in Eukaryota, Fungi, Ascomycota, Pezizomycetes, Pezizales, Pyronemataceae. The transcript has 12 exons. The record is from RefSeq and is a predicted model, not a curated record.